AUCUGAAAAUGUUACCUGAACUCUUUGAAUAAACACCUGGUUAUAAUAAAUGGAAACUCAAUUUCCACUGAGGGAGGGGAGUCUCAAUAGAUGACAAUAUUUUAACUUUCUUUUAACUCAUAAUGCUCACCAGUAAGUGUAUUGAAGCAUGGAUGGGGUCUGUUAGAAGCAUUUCCUUUAGCAAUACCAGAGAAACAAAUACUUGAUGACAAGUACAAGGCAGGGGAAUGCUUAUAAUGUUGAGGGAGGUGAGCUCACAUAGUUACAGGAGCCUACCCAUCAACUGGGGUCGACCUAGAAGCUAUCUGCUAUGGGAGACUACCCAUCAGAUGGGAUCCACACACAAGCGACCUGGCUUUCUUAUUCAGUCUAUUCAUUUCUGAAAGAGGGAGAAGCCAGGAAGCAAGUCAAAGAGCAGAGUGCAGCAGCUCUCAUUGUGCUCUGCCCCCUUGGCUUCCCGCAUCCACUUGUGGCACUGCUCGUCUCUGCUCCUUGCGUUCAUGGGCUCCACAAAUGUGCCGCGGGGGCCCUGACUGCUUCCUGUGUUUCCUUGUUCCACAGCUUAAGUACUCAACUUAAACGGCAGACUUGUAUGCUUCGUGUCUUCUGUAGAUAUUUUAUGAAGGGUUAUAGUAAGAUGCAACUACUAUGGUUGUUUUGGUUUUUUUCCCUUAUGUUCCUUUUCUAGUGUUGUGAUAUGUUGACAUUUUUUUGAUGUUGUCCUUCUGUGAGAUUACAACCUCAGUAUCUUGAAUUUAUAUUUAACUAGAAACCUAAGACAGGCAGUACUACAGUCUUUCACCAUUUGAAGGAUGUGCUUUAGAAACAGAACGUAGCAGUUUCGUUACAGUAUCUAGAACACUGUUAGCUUUUCUUGUCACGUGUUACUGUUCAUCUGUUUUCACUUACAUAGCCAGGUUACUUGCAAAACAUGAAGCAUGUUAAAAUUGAAAUAAUUCUCAGUUUGCUUCCCAGCUAGCACUCAGUCUGUGCGAAGAUGCAUUUAAUAGCUUAGAUCAGUAACUCAGAGCAGCUAAAACUUGGCCUUUGGAUGCCUUACUUUCAGAACGCAGUCUGUCUUGAGUGACUGGGUUGCAAGCUGAAGGCCCUGACAGCACUUGUCUUUUAAUAACUGUUCUGCUUUUUUCCUCACCUACAUUAUGGACAAAAGCAUUCAUCUUGUAUUCUGAAAACAGCCUAAUUUCUUGCUGUGCCAUAGACCUUUUGUGAGUCAGCAGAUGCCAGUGUCCACAAACGGGUGCAGGCAGAUGCAAACAGAUGUAGACCAGCCCUGGUUGAGUACAACUGUUCUAAGGUGUUUCUAUGUCCAAGGUAAUAAGUCUGAGUUCUGCAGACAGUUGAAAAAUAUGUUUCUCCCAAAUAGAACGUGGAAAAUACUUAGGCGUAGACUGUCAUCUUAAUAACUUCUUAAUUAACUUUUUUGUUGUUGUUUCUUCCAAGAGCACUUUGUAGAAGCGGAGUAGAACUUUUUGCCAUCAUCUCUUCUCUGGGGAGAAGCAGAAGCCUAAGUUUGGUGGAUUUAAACAAAGCCCUUGCUUCCUUUGUGCAAUCCUCAUGAAGGUUGUAGGAAGGAAGCAAGGCUUGGGGAAGCAAAAAGCGGGGAAGUGCCUUAAAUGAAUCUUGAAACACAGCACAAUUCUUCACUUGGUUGAGGAUUUGAUUCAACAGGAGUGGGAAUUCACAGUGGAAGUUUUGUGCGUGAGGACUGAGCAAUGCUAAUACAGAUGUGGCAGUGCUUGCUGACAUUUCUGCAGUAAAUGAACUUCAUUACUUAAACCAGUAUUGGAAAUGGUUGCUUUUUUGGGAGAGAAUACACUGAGGUAGAGCAUUUUGUGCCUAAUAACACUAUGUAUACGUUUGUCAAAGUAUUAUUUAAGCAUACAUUUAAGUGUACAUUAACCUGUUUUUUUUUAUUUGUGGUGGCUGUCUGCCCUCCCAUAUCCCUCUGACCCCAACCAUCCCAAAUCAAAGAUAAAAAUUUGUUGAAGAGUUUAUGCUCACAAAAGCAUAUAAGCGACUGAAGUAAUUCUUUAUGCUACAUUGUGUAAGUAGAGGUCACUGAAACUUCAGUCAGACUUCUUUCUGCUGAGAAUCUGCUAAAGUAUCUUCUGUCAUGAAUGCUACAUUAAAACAACCCUCUCCUUCCACCAAAACAAACAAAAACUCAGGUUAUUUUAGUAAUAGAGGUUACUUAUUCAAAAAGGCAAAUCCUUCAUCUUUGUUUUGGAAAAUGAAGGCUGGAAUAGUUUGGAAAAUGAGUUCCAACACUCUUCUCUUCUUUGCUUACACUUAAGUGCUGUUUUUCUACUUUUUUUUUUUAUUUAUUUAUUUGAAUGUCCCUUAAAAUGCAAUUGUAAGUAAAUAGCCUCAGAAAACUGGAGCCAGAUUGAAUGCGAAUACUGUGCUAUAGAAUUUAUGUUCUUUGGCUAAAUAUGUUUUUAUAAGAAUGAGGGUUGUGUGGUACAAACUGGCCCAGUGACAGAUGAACCAGUUUAGCUGCUUUAAAUUUCCAAUAGUAUAUUCUUUGUAUUUCUAGAGUUGGAAGUGCACUACAUUGGAGAAACAACCGAAAGAUUAAUCACAGUUUGUGAUAUGAAAGAGUUUAAACUAAGAGCUUAUUCUAAUUUGUAUUUCAAAAGAAGCAUUUUGGGAAUAACUUAUUUCUAGAUGUUUGGAAAUUAAUUCAUUGCUAAACUGAGAUGCAUGCAUUUUUGUCAAAUCAUUUUGCCAUGUUACUCAGGGCCAUCUUUGUUAACCUGUGCAAAUGUGGUGAUGUUGAGCAAAAAAAUCAAGAACUAAAAACAGCCAUCAGAAAAAUGCAACAUUGAGUAGCCUGCUUACUUUGGCAAAGCUUUGUAUUUCCCUACCAAAAUAUAUAAUACCUGAUAACCCUUUUUGGAAAUAAUGUCCAAGUGCACACAGGGUGAUCCUGAUAAUAUGUUAAGGUAGCUGAUGAAUGAGGAAGUAAAAAGUUGUUGGAUUCUGUUCAUUCUCUGAGAUUGGAUCCUUUCUCUUCUUUCUCUUGCUCACUGAAGACUGUAGUGGAAGAUGUCUGAAACUUAAAAACAUUUGUAAAGAAAAUUCAACAUUCUGGAUCAGUAGCUCUUUUUGGCUUUUGGAAGGCCAAGUUCUGGAGUUGUAAGCCUUGCUUUAAGAUCAGCCAGCCUCUUGAGUUUGAUUGCAGUGACUUGGGUAAUGACGGCUAUUUUUGUCUGGUAACAGAGGUGAAUUUUGCUACUUUUAUUUCUUGUGUUUGCUUAUUGCUCACUAGCUGAUAAGAGGCAUUAAUAAUAAAAAUAUUUGGGAUCAUGUGCCUCCCUUUCAGCAUGGCAAAUUCAUUAAUUAAGAAGUUGAAAUGAAGAACCUUAGGUCACAUUUUAAAUUAAGGCAUAAGCAGAAGUAGCAUUUAUAAAAAUUGGCCAUUGUCUAUGUAUUAUGAAAUUCUCAAAGUCUUAUUCUUAGCGUUCAUAAAAAUAAUGGGAUAUUUUCCACCUAUUUUCCUUGAGUGUGGUGUUCAGUGUUUAGCUUGGGCUGCAGCGGUAGCUACCUUUGUUGUAGGAGUGCUUCUCUUGGACUACCAUAUGAUACAGUCUUAGUGAAGGGUGCUAGAGGGAGACAGAUCACAAAUGAUAGAUGGUGAGGCGAGGAGAAAUGUGAAGAAAAGAUAGAAGCUACUUUAGCCCUUGCAUUAUGUGCAGAUGACUUGAUGAAUGAUAAGUAUAUUCCUUUUCUGUUAUUUACAUGUUGUUAACGUUUUUGUGGUUAAGUUCCCUGACCAGUCCAGAACAAGUAAUGGAUCAGACAGGACCUUAUCCUAAAAAUCCAAGUGCAACAAGUCACUCUUCUGUACUUGUUUGAGAAGAUGACAUUUGAAGGGCAGAGACCCCCACAGAGAUUUAAUUUCUGGGCCAGCUUACAAGUAUGUGCUUGUGAAAUCAGGUCAGUCUGGGAAGUAGGAGUGAUUUGUGGCAGGCUUCAAAAUUCUGCAUUAAAAAAUACGUGGAGGUGGAGAUAUGUGAAACCCUGCUGCAUUUGGACAGGAGUAUCGUAUCAGAUCCAAUAAUGUAUACGAAAUAGGGUGCAUUUAUUUCAGCUGUGAGUUUCUUGUAGGUGUUGCUGGAUUUAUUUUAUUUUCGUGAAAAGCAUUUAAAGAAGCAUCUGUAGAUGUAGUAGUUACGGAGGUUUGGAAGAAAAUGAGUUAUGCUUAAUUCAUUAAAAAUAAUGGGACAAAUGAGUACUUAGAAAUAUACAAUUAAAAUUGUGAUCCUGUACUUAGUCCUUGGGAUAAAAGAGCCUUGCAGAUUCCCAGAUGCAUAUAUGGAAGCAAUAAGGUAAAUCAUGAUGGCCUAUCAAUGGAGAGCUACUUGGAAUGUGGUAGCAGCUUGUCCCAUAUUACAGCUUUUUCAGAAUGAAAGCAAACUGACAACUUGGGUGAAUUCUUUAGUGGAAUCUUUGUAACAACUGUUCUGAGACCCUCUUUCAGCUAUAUUGAUAAUGAAAUCUUGUGUAUGGUAUUUUUUUUUUUAAGAAUGAUAUGAGAAGAUUUACUCAGCAAAGGAAAAAGUGGUAGUAGAACAUAGUAGAAUAUGCUUUUGCUUAGGUGGAUUUACAGUGUCUUGUAUCAUUAAUUUUAAAUUGUCAUUGGGAUAUUUGUUUGAAGACUGUAGGCAAUACUGUAUGCAUUGGUGCAUUUGAACUGAUGGUAAGGGAUGAAUUAGAUGCUGGCUUGUAUGCAAUAUUUGUUAUACAGUGGAAAUAUUACCUCAUGAAGCAUUUGAAUUUUGGCAGCUUUUAGCCUCCUGUGGUAGGGUCCAAUUCAGAAAAUUUGGCUGCAUGUGGCCUUGGGCUAUACACAUAUAUUUCCUGAGCCUCAUAUAGUAUGGAUGUAAAGUUGCCCAUAGCCACUGUGCUCUUAUCUGGGCUAGUUGUGUCAAACUGACAAUGCAGAUACAGCCUAAUGCCAUUUAUUGAUUUUAUUUGUUCUUUUAGCUAACACCAGAUUGGUGAUUACUAAUUGUCAGCACAAUUAGGUGAAGUGUUUGAAGACGAUAAUGCUUGUAAAUCUACAUCCAUGACAGAUUAUGUUUUGGGUGGGUAUGAACCUUUCAGAUAAGGUCUGUAUUAGGCAGGGUACGAAAUGGUGCAUUUUGAUUGAAUGUUCGUGCCUAUGGUUUUGGUUUGACUGGUAUUCAGAGGCAAGCAGAGGGGAAAGAGCAAAAGAUGUGCUAUCAGUGCUCUUGGAGGAAAUGAUGAUUCUUGCUAACCCUGGAAACCCUGGCUGAGUGAGAGAGGACAUGAGGGUGAGUUCAUCUAUUUCAAUGUUAAGCUGAAGAAAUGUGUUAGUUCAUAGUUCAGGCAUGAGCACAGAUAGCUGUGAAGGUACUAUAAAAGAUGACUCAGUAUUGGGUGGACAUGAGAGAUCAGAGAAUCACAACUGGUUUUAAUGACUGCAUGUAUUAAGUGCAUUAUUUUUUUUUCAUCACUUUAUUUUUAGUAACUUGCUACAAAAGGGUCCUUGAAAUAUGUUUUGAAGUUCAGUUCAUUGUAGUUAUCUGGGUGGUAGAGGCGAAGGGGGCCUUCUGAGUAUCAGGUGGGGUGAAAUCUGUUGGACAUGGGAUCUUCAUAAAAUAAGCCCACUGCUAUUUUGUAAUAGGCUGAUCCUGAGUCUAGCAAGCUUUGUUGCCUUAAAAUACAUAUAAUAAGUGUAAUUGUGGUUUUUAAUCUCCUUUACUAAAUCCUGUGGAUGUUAUAAGGCUUUAAUGUUGCCUGUGUCCUCUGGUUGUCGUGCCUUCUCAUCCAGAGCUCCUGGCAGGAGGCGUGGGGCAGCGCUUCCAUGUUGCUGGGCUGUCAGGUGACAGGGCUCCUGCAGCUGCUGGGCUGCAGCACAGCCUCGCUUCCUCCUGUCCUGCUGCAUGCGGUCCUGCAGGCUCAGGGACAGUCAGCCUGUGGCACCACGAGGGUCAGGGAGGGGAUUACGCUUUCAGGCGAUGCAAUGGGAAUUGCAUCAGUCUGGUGUUUAACUCUGAUCCUUAUCAAAUGGAUUACUUCUAAGAGACGUGGAGCCAUUUCCUAUGACAGCUCCGAUCAGACUGCGCUGUACAUUCGUAUGCUAGGAGAUGUGCGAGUAAGAAGUCGGGCAGGAUUUGAAACAGAGAGAAGAGGUUCUCAUCCAUACAUUGAUUUCCGUAUUUUUCACUCAAAUUCUGAAAUUGAGGUGUCUGUGUCAGCAAGAAAUGUGAGAAGGUUGCUUAGUUUCCAGCGCUACCUGAGAUCUUCCCGUUUUUUCCGUGGUAUCACUGUUCCAAAUUCUUCAAACAUUUUAGAUGAUGAUUAUAAUGGACAAGCAAAGUGUAUGUUGGAGAAGGUUGGAAACUGGAAUUUUGAUAUCUUUCUUUUUGAUAGACUGACAAAUGGAAACAGUCUAGUCAGCUUAACCUUUCAUCUGUUUAAUCUUCAUGGACUAAUUGAACACUUCCAGUUAGAUACGAUGAAACUCCGUAGAUUUUUGGUUAUGGUUCAAGAAGAUUAUCACAGUCAAAACCCUUAUCAUAAUGCAGUUCAUGCUGCUGAUGUGACUCAGGCCAUGCACUGUUACUUAAAAGAGCCUAAGCUGUCCGAAUCCUUAACUCCGUGGGAUGUUCUGCUCAGUUUAAUUGCAGCUGCCACACACGAUUUGGAUCACCCAGGCGUUAACCAACCUUUCCUAAUUAAAACAAACCAUUACUUAGCAACUUUGUAUAAGAAUACCUCAGUAUUGGAGAACCAUCACUGGCGAUCAGCAGUGGGGUUGCUGAGAGAGUCUGGUUUAUUUGCACAUAUGUCAUUAGAAAACAGGCAGCUGAUGGAAAGCCAGAUCGGUGAUCUCAUUCUUGCCACAGACAUCAGUCAGCAAAAUGAGUAUCUGUCCAUGUUCCGAUCCCACCUGGAUAGAGGAGACCUAUGUUUAGAGGAUGCGAACCACCGUCACUUCAUUUUACAGAUGGCUUUGAAGUGUGCUGAUAUUUGUAAUCCGUGUCGGACUUGGGAGCUGAGUAAGCAGUGGAGCGAAAAAGUAACAGAGGAGUUCUUCCAUCAAGGAGAUAUUGAAAAAAAAUAUCACUUGGGUGUGAGUCCACUUUGUGACCGACAGACAGAGACCAUUGCCAACAUCCAGAUUGGCUUCAUGACCUACCUGGUGGAGCCACUGUUUGCAGAGUGGGCCCGAUUCUCCAACACGCGGCUGUCACAGACGAUGCUCGGCCACCUGGGACUGAACAAGGCGAGCUGGAAGGGGGUGCAGAGAGAACAGUCCGGUGGCGGGGAGGAUGCUGACCCUGCCUUUGAGGAGAUGGACUCAGACAUAUUACCUCAGGAACCUCGAUUGUCCUGACCUCAGCCCUCAUGACAAAACUGCCUCUUCUCUCGGUGUCUGCACAGCUGGAUUAAAGGAGAUACUUGCCCACCCGAGGUCUUGGUAAAAUGAUGCCAGCAUUAUUUAUUUCCAAGUUUUCCUUCGACACGGACAUUUGAACCUGAUUUUUUUAACUGCGAGAUCUGAACAUAGAGCAAUAUGCAUAUGCCUCAGUUGGUUUUCGUUCGGAACCUUGAAUAUGCAAAGCACAGCGGUGACCGAGCCUUGGAGGAACAGUACGAAGGCUUCAUUGUGCCACACCUUUGUUUUUCUUUAGUGAAAUUUGAAACACGGUCUUCAAAUCUAAGACUUGAGAUGGAUCGUUCCACUUCCUUGGAGUUUAGCGAGACUUGCAUGAAUGUGUUCAAAGCAUACCUUCCACUCAGUCCCUGUUUUAAUACGGAAAUGUGAAGUGCCCAUCCUCUGCUGCCUCUGGCAAGACUUGAUGUUUACAAACGUACUCUGAAACUAUGGGUUCUAGACUUAACCUUUGCGCAUGGCUGUGAAGGAACCACUAACCUGGGUUUUUUGCUUUUUUAAAAGAAAAAGAUCAAAUCCGAGACUGCAGCUCUUGUUUUUUGGAUGCCGGAAAAGCCUCCCAUUUGCCAUAAUUUUGUUUGUGCACUGGGAACUGAGCAUUCAUCAUAGAGCACAGCCAAGCUUUACUCCAGUGCUGUAUGGGAAUGCAGUUUUUUAAAAGCGGAAAACACUUCAGAAUUCGGGAAGGGGUGGGAGGGGUGGGGGGGUGGGAGGGCAUCUGAACUGCAUUGCGAUUCUGCAGUGAAAACAUUGCAUGUUGUUUUCACUAUUGUACACUUGAACUGCACAUGCAAGAAAAAAAAAGGUGGAAUGUCUCAACACCAUAAUCAGCUCAGGGUAUUUGCCAAUCUGAAAUAAAGCGGGAUGGGAAGCGUGUCCUUCAGAACAAGGGUACAAAUGCCCCUUUGCUGCAGUGUGUGUAUGUGUGGGUGCGUGAGUCUGUGUGGGGGGGGUGGGGUGGGAGGGUCUGGGCAGGGUUUGAAAGGCAGCAUUUUUUUUUUUUAAUUUAUUCUUUUAGAAUGUGACAAUUUCAUGAACAGCCACAUCGGGGAGGAAACUGUAACAGAUUGCUACAGAUGCCUUAAACUAUGCACAAAGCUAAGUGACCAAAUUUGUUUGUGAUUUGAAGGAAAAAAAAAGAAAAAAAAGAAAAAUUACACAAAAAAAAAACAAGUGCAUUGUUUACCUGUUCCUCCCUCUGCUGAAACAUCGCCCGUUGAUGGGGUUUGGAUGGGAAAAGGAGAAAACGUUUUUUUAGGACAAAAUUAAAGGACUAAUUUUAAACUUAACAACAUUCCAUUUUUGUAAUUUGUUUGACAUCGUUUUCAGUACAGUAAGCACAACUGUAAGCUGAUUUGAGAAACUGGUGCUUUCUUUUAGUUCAUUUGUAUUUCCCUGUUAUUCUUGUAAAAGACUGUUUAUUGAUUCUGUUUACAGUUUGUCGCAACAGCCAUUUUUGGGAGAGAGCUUCAGUGUAAAGCCGUUUGUAAGGCUUUGCCGUAGUCAUUUUAAUAUGUGCCUGUUGCUGUUAACUUUUAAUUGGUAAAAGAGAUCUUUUUGCAUUCUGCUCCCUUACAUUUAAGUUACAACGGAGUCCAGCAGUACAAGAAAGGCGGCGAAGGCUGCAGUCGGCUUCCACUGUACAAUGAGCCCAGCUUUGGAUUUGGAAAUUGUCCUCAGAUUCUGGAAUUUAUUGGCUUGGCCUCUUACUGUAUGGAAAACAACUUCUGACUUGUUCGUUUCCCUUCUAAAAUUAAGUUGUUGGUUAUUCUUUCAUGUUCCCUGAAGUAAUACUGUAAUUCUCGAGGUGGCCAUGUUUAAAGAAAUAAAUUUGUAAUGAAACCACUUGUUCU
This is a messenger RNA of Phasianus colchicus (ring-necked pheasant), 9303 nucleotides long. It is a transcript of the gene PDE7A, whose product is annotated as phosphodiesterase 7A. The record is from RefSeq and is a predicted model, not a curated record. Lineage: Eukaryota; Metazoa; Chordata; Aves; Galliformes; Phasianidae. Gene Ontology annotation, molecular function: 3',5'-cyclic-nucleotide phosphodiesterase activity. Gene Ontology annotation, biological process: signal transduction.